Messenger RNA from Musca vetustissima, 1191 nucleotides. Its product is annotated as venom allergen 3 homolog. The coding region runs from base 1 to 1191 and encodes 396 amino acids. The record is from RefSeq and is a predicted model, not a curated record. Lineage: Eukaryota; Metazoa; Arthropoda; Insecta; Diptera; Muscidae. The transcript is spliced from 3 exons.
AUGAUGCUAUUAGCAUCAUCAUUAAAAAGUUCGAUGACACAGGAAGUUGCCACCGCCACUGUGAUAACGACAACAACAACACCAACGGAAAGUUCAAAUUUUACCAAUAAAUUGCAAACGGAAAUUGAAGAAAAAAGAAGGGAAGAUGAAAAUUCCUCAAUAACUGAUAUACCAGCAACAACAACAGAAAUAGCAACAGUACUUAAUGUAACACAGGACACCACUACAACAACAGAAGCAGCAGCAACAACGGCAGCACCAGUCAAUAGUAACAAAAUUGAGCUAAUAACUGAUGCUCCUCCAUUAACGACAACCACAACGAAGAUGACUAACCAGACCACAACCUCACACACUGAUCCGCAUACAGACGAUCCAUCAUCAUCAUCGCCUAACGUUACUUUGACCUCUGAUCUGUAUUGUAACCCCUCGCUGUGUGAAUCAUACAACGGCACCCACACACAAGUGUUGCCACACGUUGCUUGCCACAAUCCUGGGCACUUUGCUGCAACCUGCGGUGCCCAACCACACCUGCUGCACAUGAGCGAACGACGUCGUAAUCUCAUUUUGGCUUUGCAUAAUUUGGCACGUUCCCGCAUAGCAUCGGGUCAAGUGGCCGGUUACAAACCAGCCUCGCACAUGCCACAAAUUAAAUGGGACACCGAAUUGGAGCAUUUGGCCACGUUGCACGUGCAACGUUGCAGCUUUACUCAUGACCUGUGCCGCAAUACGCCCCGCUUUCCCUACAGCGGCCAGAAUAUCGGUUACUAUUGGAUAAGACGUGAAAUCAAGUCGCAUUCUCGUCGCAUGAAAAACUUUAUUGUCAAUUGGUUUAAGGAACACAUCGAUGCCAAUCAAUCAUUCAUUGAUGCGUAUCAUUUGCAUCCGGAGGGCAAGAAAAUUGGUCACUUCACACAAAUGGUAGCCGAUCGUGUACAUCGUGUCGGUUGUGCUGCAAUUCGUUAUCAUGAACCGGAUCAACCACUGGAUACUAAAUUCCUAAUGACCUGCAAUUAUGAUUAUACAAAUAUCUAUACGGAACCAAUAUAUCAGAGUGGACCACCAGCAUCGAAAUGUGCCUAUAAUAUAAGUGAAGAAUAUCCGGCUCUAUGCGAUUGGAAAGAAGCUAACUAUGAAUAUGAAAUUGAAGACGAAGUGGCGGAGAAUGCCACAUUUAAUGAUGUACGAUAUUAA